UUAUUCUUCUGAUCCGGGUUCGAGAAAAGGUGAAGGAGUUUUAUUUUUGUUCUUCAUAAUUUGAUCCAACAUUGCGCUAACUACAUUUUCUUUUUGGGUAAAAAUUGCGCUAACUAACUUUCUAAUCCAAAAUCGAAUCUAAAGCAAAGAACGUUUUCAUUUUCACACUACGAGCCCUCAGACUUGUGGCUCAGUUCCUCGUGCUUACCUAAACGGUAGAUUAAGCUUCUGUUAAAUGUAUUCUAUAAAUUAGAAGGCUGACAUGCUGAUAAUCUUAUCAAACAAACAAAAAAAAAACAUCUGAGAUAUAAAAGAAACACAAAAAAAGAAACACAAUGGAGAACUCGGACUUUGCAAUGAUGCCCGAAGAGUUGAAGGAUGUCAUUCGUUCAAAAUUGCCUCCCAAGUCUCUGGCAAGGUGUAUUGUGGUUUCUAAGGAAUGGGAGAGGUCUAUUGGGGAUAGACGCCUCCAGCAUACUCAUUACCAAGAGUCCAAGAAACAACCCAUGCUUGUUCUUCUGAGGCUCUGUCAACGAGGAGUCUGGAACGACGGCGAACCUCAAUACGAGUCGUUCAAUACCGUCAACCAAGAGCGCCCGCAGCCGAUCGCUGAUCCUCACCAUGUGACAACGCUUCCAAACUCAGAUUUCGCCGUCACGUCCGGACCUAUAAGAGGCCUCCUCUGCCUGCAUUCCGACAGGUACCUCGUCCUCUGCAAUCCGGCGAUCAGAAAAUGUCUGACGGUGCUCGAGUUCGAGCCGGAGCCGCCGCAGACCCGAAAGAGAUUCAACCACCGAGGCUUUUUAUUUGGAUUUGACGAACAGUCCAAGGCUUUUAAAGUCAUAAAGACAGAGGCCGGUGACCACAAUUUACCUUGGCGCCAUGAGAUAUUCACCGUUCAACCCGGAGAGGUCAUAUGGCGUCAGAUCGACUGUCCUCGUCCCUACACGCCAAUCACCAACUCGCUCUCCAUUGAAGGUAACGUGUACCUGGGUGCGGUGCAUAACAAGACAUGUCUUGCAGUUACUGUGAAUUUGACUACAGAGUCGAUCUUGAUUACGGAGCUGCCUACGGCUUUCCUACUUAAGCUUGGUAUCACCAAACUGAGAAGUUACAAUGGCCAACCAUGUUUAGUUUCCGAUUCUGCGCAUGAGUUAGCUACUACGGGAAAGUUUAAGAUCUGUGUAAAGGACAAGGAUUCUGGACUCUGGGGGGAGAGAGAGGUAGAGGUUAAGGGUUGGAGAGAGAAGGUCACUGGCUCGUAUUCCUUUGAAGGAACCAUACCAUCUGGUGAAUUGGUCUUCGCAAAGAAGAAGCUCGAGACUGGUUUUCAGAUGUUACUCUACUACGACCCUCGCAUGGAAACCUUCAACGAGUAUCAGAUUCAGACGGAGGAGGAUUAUGACUCUGCGGAGAUCUUCCUUAACCACAAACCAAGCAUCUACAUUUAA
Messenger RNA from Brassica napus (rape), 1451 nucleotides. Its product is annotated as putative F-box protein At1g70970. The transcript is spliced from 2 exons. Bases 336 to 1451 code for a protein of 371 amino acids. Gene Ontology annotation, molecular function: protein binding. NCBI's taxonomy places the organism in Eukaryota, Viridiplantae, Streptophyta, Magnoliopsida, Brassicales, Brassicaceae. The record is from RefSeq and is a predicted model, not a curated record.